AUGGAAAGCGUCAGCUACGCGGAGGAGGUGGCGGAAGCGGGUGUCGCCGAGAGCAAGCAGGUUCAUCAUGAACGGCUUCCUAAUCGAACCGCUUUGAUUCUGUAUGGGUCAGAGACGGGCAACGCUCAAGAUGUUGCAGAAGAGAUUGGUCGCACGACGGAGCGAUUGCGCUUCGACACCACCAUCUUGGACCUUGACUCCGUACAGCUACGGGACCUGGUCAAGCCGACGGUUGUGAUCUUUGCCAUCUCCACCACAGGCCAAGGUGAGAUGCCGCAGAAUGCACGCGGCUUUUGGAAGAAACUGCUCAGUAGUGCCCUGAAGCCGGGUAUCCUUCGCAAGCUGCGUUUCUCGUCCUUUGGUCUGGGAGAUAGCUCCUAUGCUCAGUAUAAUGUGUCACAUAGAUUGGUGUGUGGACGCUUGUCUCAGCUCGGCGCGCAAAGCUUUUGUGAGAGAGGCGAGGGCAAUGAGCAGCACCCUGAAGGACAUAAUGCUGGUUUCCGAGAGUGGAUUCUGUUGCUCGAGCAGAAACUACGUGACGUCUUUCCUCUGCCUGAGAAUGUAGAAGCAAUCGCAGAGGACGUCUUUAUCGAGCCCAAAUGGAAGCUCGUCAGGGACACUGCUGGCUCUGGUCUACACUCGAGCGACCAGUGCAAAGAUCAGCUCACGCACAGCGCGAAAGAGGCAGUGCCUUCGUCUGCUCUUCUACCAAUACGCGAUGCCUACACGGCCACCAUUGAUUCCAACAAUCGAAUCACUGCGGAAGACCACUUCCAGGAUGUUAGGCUCUUAGACCUGCGGGUCCAGGAACAUUUGCCAUACGGUCCCGGUGCUGUUGCAGUUGUUCAUCCGAAAAACUUUCCGGAAGAUGUGCAAGCCUUCGUGGAGCUCAUGCGCUGGCAUGAUAUUGCAGAUGUGCCAUUAUCGCUCAUCACGAAUCAAGACCUUGCAGCCAAGCAACUCACCACACCAUCUCCCUUGCGUCAUCUCGAUCUUACCAAAGUGAAGCUGACCUUGCGAUGGUUGUUGGAGAAUGUCCUCGACAUCAUGUCCAUCCCUCGACGAUCAUUCUUCGCACGGUUGGUAUACUUUGCUGGUGACAGCACUGAGGAUGAGGCGUAUCAAAAAGAACGACUGUUAGAAUUAGCCAAUCCAGAAUUGAUCGAUGAGCUUUGGGACUAUACCACACGCCCCAAAAGGACCAUACUGGAAGCCAUGACAGACUUUACACUCAUCAAAAUACCUUGGCAACAUGCUUUGACUGCACUUCCAAUCAUGCGAGGACGACAAUUCAGCAUUGCUAGCGGUGGCGCUCAGAAGGUUGACGAUUGUGGAAGAACGCGAGUGCAACUUCUGAUAGCCAUCGUCGAACCGCCCAGCCCCAUCAUCAAGUACCGCAAACGGUACGGCGUAUGCACACGGUACAUCGCGACACUGCAGCAGAAGCAAAGCAUCAGUGUCUGCAUCCAGCCAGGAUACCUCGACGUCCACCCUACGGAGCUCGACGUCCCCGCAGUAAUGAUCGGGCCGGGCACAGGACUAGCACCGAUGCGAUCCAUGAUUCACGAAAGAGCCCUCUGGGCAGAAAACGCCCACCGGCCCACUUCCACAUCUCUCCAAGGCGACAUUCUCUUCUUCGGUUGCCGCGCCGAACACAGCGACUACUUCUUCCACGAAGAAUGGAACUCCUUCGCACACGCCAACAGUCUCACAGUCCACACCGCCUUCUCCCGCGACCCAAAGCACCACCCCAAAGCAUAUGUCCAAGACCAGAUUCGAGCCCAUGGCGCACACGUCUACGAGGCUCUCGUGCAGCGCAACGGCAAAGUCUACGUCUGCGGUUCCUCAGGUAAUAUGCCCAAAGGUGUACGCCAAGCACUCGUGGAAGUUCUUGCCACAUAUAGCGGCGGCGGAGGUUCGUCGCUGUCGACUGCAGAGGCAGAGGAAGAGGCAGAACGUUAUUUGCAAGGAAUGGAGAAGAACGGGAGAUAUAAGCAGGAGACUUGGUAAUGGAAAUACAGGUACCUUUAGACUCUUGUGUCGUCGACGUCGGUGUUGAUGGGCUUGGCAACUGUAAAUACCGUUUUUCUUUUUCUGCAUGUCAAGCAUCGAUACCUUAUGAGAGAG
This is a messenger RNA of Sphaerulina musiva SO2202, 2127 nucleotides long. Its product is annotated as sulfite reductase flavo protein alpha-component. Gene Ontology annotation, cellular component: cytosol. The transcript has 2 exons. NCBI's taxonomy places the organism in Eukaryota, Fungi, Ascomycota, Dothideomycetes, Mycosphaerellales, Mycosphaerellaceae. The coding region runs from base 1 to 2010 and encodes 669 amino acids. The record is from RefSeq and is a predicted model, not a curated record. Gene Ontology annotation, molecular function: FMN binding; flavin adenine dinucleotide binding; NADPH-hemoprotein reductase activity.